Molecule: messenger RNA, 1428 nt
Organism: Cynoglossus semilaevis (tongue sole)
Lineage: Eukaryota; Metazoa; Chordata; Actinopteri; Pleuronectiformes; Cynoglossidae
Product: basic immunoglobulin-like variable motif-containing protein
Exons: 9
Coding region: 1-1119 (372 amino acids)
Cellular component (GO): nucleus
Molecular function (GO): DNA endonuclease activity; single-stranded DNA binding
Source: RefSeq, a predicted model, not a curated record
AUGAAAUGUGACCUCUGCAUUUCACCCAUCACCAAAGAGAGCAGGUGUGUCUGUUGUUUCACCUCGUUUUCACCUACUUUUUCUAACAAUGACCCAAACUGCAUUUCAGGCAACGUGAAGAAAUGCAGUUCUAAGAAGAUGAAGUCAUCAGAGAGGCUGAACCGAUAUCUGCAGGACGUCUCUCCUCAUGUGUCACUGGAAGAGAUCAAACAGCGAAAAGUGCUCGACCUCAGAAGAUGGUACUGCAUCAGUCGGCCUCAGUACAAGACCUCAUGUGGAAUAUCCUCUCUGGUUUCCUGCUGGAACUUUCUAUACAGCACUCUGGGUGCAGGAAGUCUUCCACCAAUCUCUCAAGAGGAGGCUCUGCACAUCCUGGGGUUUCAGCCACCAUUUGAAGAAAUCAAAUUUGGUCCUUUCACCGGAAAUGCUACUUUGAUGCGGUGGUUCAGACAAAUAAAUGAAAAUUUCCGGGUGCGAGGCUGCUCCUACUUUCUUUAUAAACCACAUGGAAAACACAAGACAGCAGGAGAAACAGCUGAAGGAGCGCUGAUGAAACUGACCCAGGGACUGAAGGAUGAGUCUAUGGCUUAUAUUUACCACUGCCAGAACCACUACUGUUGCCCAGUGGGCUUUGAAGCUACGCCGCUAAAAGCAGCAAAGGCAUACACAAUGGAAACCCUGGACCUUAUGUGGGGCACCACACGAGCGAUUCACUGUAAAAAGUGGUUGGACAUCGUUACUGACCUCAACACGCAAAACCCAGAAUUCCUGGAUAUUCGUCAUACAGAGAGGGGGAUCCAGCAUCGCAAAACCAAAAAGGUGGGCGGCAACCUGCACUGUAUCAUGGCGUUCCAGAGGGUGAACUGGCAGAAGCUCGGCCCGUGGGCCUUAAAUUUUGAGAACCUGCGUCACGAUUUCCACCAUUCCAGCACAGAUCGAGCCCACAGUCAGGCGUCAGAGGACACAGGGGAAAGGACACCGGGGAAACGCCUGGGCCAAUAUGGACGUUCGCACAGCAUUGGAGGUCAGAAAGACACAAGCUGGAAACGCCAGUCUAACACUGCAGACUACAGACACAGAGCCUCCCCGGACGGCGACCUCAAGGAAAUCACUGACUAAAAAAAAAGGGUCCAACGGGUCUACGUGAUAAGUAGAGUGACAGUGUGGAGACACCAAGAUAGACAUUUCUCUGAAGACAAAGCUGCUAAAAAAACAGGCAAAAAUGACAUUUUAUAAUCUGUAAAACAUUUUUACAUCUGUAGUUUAUUUAUGUACUUCCUUGAACAGGCAGAGAUGUACCAACGUGUACCACAUCUGCAAGUCGAGUGGGGAACUGUUUGAAAAAGAUCUGAAAUCAACUUUUUUCCACAUCAGGAACACUAAUUAAUACUGUAAAUACAACAAGGAAGGUACAGCACUGUAUAUCAG